Serendipita indica DSM 11827 is the source of this 2817-nucleotide messenger RNA. The record is from the annotation of a GenBank genome assembly. NCBI's taxonomy places the organism in Eukaryota, Fungi, Basidiomycota, Agaricomycetes, Sebacinales, Serendipitaceae.
AUGGGCAUCGUACAUGCACCCAGCACUCCAUGCAAGGUCACUAUACCGUCAGACUACGUCCUCGACCGACUUGACCAACUUGGUCCUCGGUUGCUUCAAAGCCUUGACGCUUCGCGCGACCUCCUUUACGAUUCCCUCCAAGGCAGCAUUACGGCAUACGAUAUCGACUUUCCACCAUCCCACAUCCUUGCAAUCCAUACUCCCAAUAAGAAUGCAAAGUCUUCCUUCUUCCUUCAACCUGUACACGACAUCAUCCUCUACUCGCAAUGUUCCAAACUCCCACCCAUCCCGGCAAAAUACCGUUUGUCGUGCGAGAGUCCGACAUUUACGGCUGCACCCAUUACCAUCCCGCAUCCAUCCUCAUUUGACAUCGUUCAUCGCUACCUUUAUACCCACAACAUUGACGAUAUCAUUCGAUAUCUGCUAGCAUCUUCUGGUAGACGGAUUGUUCGACGAUGCAGUGCAUCUGGCAUACUCUCCCGGCACGUCGAGACGCUCAUUCUUGUAGCCAAGGAGCAAGAACCAACCACGUACCAACAAAGCAUCACUGAACUGCAGCAUGCAAUUGCUUCAUGCUCGCCCGACACAAAUACACAACGUAGCAAAGAACGAUCUGGAUCUCCUUUGCGCCACAGUAUCACCGCCAGUCCGCAGAGCGAGGACGGUUCGCCUCUGCCUGGCCGCUACGAUUCAGGAUCGUGGGGGGAUUACGCUCAACCUGGCUCGCCAACGCUUGGAGCGACAUUUGCGCGUGUCGCAAACUCGCUCGUCUCGUCGUUGCGCUCCCAGUCGGUCAACAUGCAGACCGACGAUGAGAUAGAGGCACAGGCGAUUCGGGAGCGCGAGCAUUCGAGGAGAGAGGCAGAACGGAUUUUGACUCGUGAAGCUGAGGAGAGGAGGGUUAUGGAGGAGAAGAUUCUCGCUAUGCGUGGGCGCACAACCUCUCAGACGAGCCUCGCACUUUCUCAAUCUGGGAGCAAUGCGGAUAACGGCAAGAGUAAAGAAGAACAGCAGGGAUGGUGGCAAACUGCCAAGAACCGCCUUUCGACGUCGAAAGACUUGACUCCGGCCCAACAAAUCAUUCAAGACUCCAAAGUCAAGGAAAAAGAGGCGAAGAAGAAUAAGGGCAAGGAGCCCAAGACUCCUACCAAGAGGAGCAGCGAUACUUCGUUGUUGCAUCUCGACAUCCCCUCAGGUGGUGGUGGUUACCGCCGCGAUACAUCCCCCUCGCCGACCCAGGAGCAUCAGCUCACGCCGCAUCGUGAAAUCCCCUCGAGUGCACGGACAGGCGCAUCUCCCGGUGUUCCUGGUAUUUCUCCGGCGAAAUCGCUCAAGGACGACGACAAUCGACCCGUAUAUGCCAAGUAUACGGCACUUGGUUCUUUGGAUGUCAACGAGACUUUGUUGACCAUCACAAAGCGCUUUGAGAAGCUGGAGAGGUGGACAGUCGGGCAUGUACGAGCUCUCGAGGACCGUGUCGGCGAUGUUGAAAAAUGGCUCGUCGAUAAAGAGGAAGCUAGGCAGGCGGCGGAAGAAGCACGAGAGCGGGAUAAAGCCGAACAGAAGCGGAUGCUGGAUGAACUGAAUACAAAGGUGGAUGAGAUUCGACGCCUGGCAGACGAAGCGAAGAGAAGUGCACAGCAAACAACCAGAAGCAUUCAGCAGAAUAUCGAAACAGAGGUGGACAAGGCGGUGGCCAAAGUUCGCAUUCCUUCAUACUCUGAUUCUGGUUCAAGAGACAACGACUUCACCAAAAAGGACAUUCAACGCCUCACGUCUGAGGUCGGCUCCAUCAGAGAUUCACUUGCUCAAUUGCAGACAAAGUACACGGAACUUUCCAGAAUGUCUGCGAGCUCGAGCAAGAGUGGAGAUGCCCCUCGUUCGCACUCUCCAGCCCUUGUCCAAUCCCAUUCCACUGGCGGUGCCCCUGGAUCGGUCUCAUCAAGGUCACGACUUCCAUAUCCAUCUGGAGACUACGCAGCUGGUGACGGAGUGACGCCUCCCGCAUCGCCUCCUCCACUUACCAGCAAUGGCAGCAGAAGCUUUGUCGGAUCGCCUCCCACCACGCCAGCACUUCACAGCUCAAGCUCCUAUACAUCACUCAAUGCGAUGAGACCGCAGCCAGAGACCACAAGCUCUUACACGUCUCUUUCCCUCCCACCAAAGGCUGAACCACGACCGUCCUCGACCUCGCCUACCCCACGAAAUCGCAAGAGGUACACGGUUGCAUUGGGUGGACCUCUGACGUCUCCACUUGAUAGACUGGCACAAGACUAUGAAGAGGCGAACAAGGACAUGGACACUGGGCACGUUGACGAUAGCCCGCCUCGAGGAAACCCAUUCAGCUCUUCGGCAUUUUCGCGAGACUCACCUUCGCCGAAUGGACACGCCAAAGAGGACACGAUUGGCGGGACGCCGAUCGAUCUUGCACGCGUCGCCACUGUUUCGCCACCAGGUUCACUCACGUCUGCGUCGCGUAUGCGGGGUACAGAGAGUUCACCCGGCUCUUCGAGAAUUCGCGCACAAUCUGCGUACGGUGCACCAGCUGGAUGGAACUCCAUCUCACAGAGCCUUGGCACGACUCAGCCACUCAGACCUCGACGACGAAGUGGAGACCUGGGGGCCGAAUUUGGCGCUAUGAGUGAUGGCGGACCCCCAGGGAAGCUUGGAAGCGUUAGCAAGGAUAAUAAAUUUGUCGAUCCACUUGUGCGGCGGCGACAGGAGCGGGAGCAAGGCGGACCGCCGAAGCUUCCUGUGCCAAAAGGUAAAGCAAACUUUGGAGAUCUAUUGGCAUUCUUCGAUGGCGACAAGAAGUAG